Scophthalmus maximus (turbot) is the source of this 3643-nucleotide messenger RNA. RefSeq names its product BTB (POZ) domain containing 3b (gene btbd3b). Lineage: Eukaryota; Metazoa; Chordata; Actinopteri; Pleuronectiformes; Scophthalmidae. The coding region runs from base 711 to 2264 and encodes 517 amino acids. Gene Ontology annotation, molecular function: protein binding. Gene Ontology annotation, biological process: cerebral cortex development; dendrite morphogenesis; neurogenesis. The record is from RefSeq and is a predicted model, not a curated record. The transcript has 4 exons. Gene Ontology annotation, cellular component: cytosol.
GGGCGGGGGGGGGGGGGGGUUCUCUAUCUCCUCUGCACUCUCCCAUUCAACCUCUGUAGUCAGCAGAACGAGCAGCUGAGCAGAGCAAGACAGCAUCUCCACGGCGACAGCAUCCUGCAGAUGACUCUGCUCAAUGGAGGAGAGGGAGGCGGGGGGAAAGAACAAGAGCCGGAGAAAGAAUCGUAGAUCCACAAAGGAAGAGAGACCGAGGGAAUCACAGGAGGAAUAAAAGUGGCAAAUGAAAGGAACUGAGUAAACACACGCGCUGCCCGACCGAGGACCACUGCAGCUGUACUAAAUCUGGGGCUGUCAGGCCAACCCUCAGCAGAGCAGUGAGUGAGCGAGGCAAGGAGUCCGAGGAGAAAAAGAAAAAGGAUUUGAAGAGCUGAUCACAUCACUCUGGACAAGCAGGGAUGGGAACCCCAAGAGCUUCUCCGUCAGCAGUUCAAACUUCACACUGGAAAAGUGCCUGGGAUCACCAGUCUGAGCCUGCCUCUUCAGAAGAGUGAGAAAAAAAGAAAACAUCAACGGGCAAAGCAAGAGAGUUAGUUCCCGAAAGGUGAAACCUCAUACAGGAUCUUUGACUACUGCGCUGCCGAGUUCAGCUCAAGUCUCUGCUGUCCUCUUCCCAAGUCCUCCCUCACACCUGCCUGACGCUGGUGAAUGUGUUCUCUGCAUGCACGCCCACUGCUCGGCAGUUGAACACACUCAUGGUCGAUGCCAAGGGAAGGAACAUGAAAUGUCUGACUUUCUUCUUAAUGCUUCCCGAGUCAGUGAAAAGCAAGUCAAGUAAAAGCUCCAAGAAAGGCAAUGCCAGUGGCAGCUCCAAGCUGCCUCCCGUCUGUUAUGAGAUAAUCACUCUGAGGAGCAAGAAGAAAAAGAAGAUGGCAGCGGACAUUUUUCCCACCAAAAAGCCGGCAUCCACCACCACGGUGCAACAGUACCAGCAGCAGAACCUCAACAACAACAACACCAUACAGAACUGUAACUGGCAGGGACUCUACUCCACUAUUAGAGAAAGAAAUUCGGUAAUGUUCAACAAUGAGCUGAUGGCAGAUGUUCACUUUGUGGUGGGUCAGCCUGGAAAACCCCAGCGGCUGCCAGGACACAGGUAUGUUUUGGCUGUGGGCAGCUCAGUGUUCCAUGCCAUGUUUUAUGGUGAACUGGCAGAAAACAAUGAUGAAAUCCAUAUUCCAGAUGUGGAACCAGCAGCAUUUCUGGCAAUGUUGAAGUACAUUUACUGUGAUGAGAUUGACCUGAGUGCCGACACAGUGCUGGCCACUCUUUAUGCUGCCAAGAAGUACAUUGUCCCUCACCUGGCACGUGCCUGCGUCAACUUCCUGGAGACCAGCCUGAGUGCCAAGAAUGCCUGCGUGUUACUCUCCCAGAGCUGCCUGUUCGAGGAGCCGGAGCUGACACAGCGCUGCUGGGAGGUGAUUGAUGCUCAGGCAGAGCUGGCGUUACGCUCGGAGGGCUUCUGUGACAUCGACGCCCAGACCCUGGAGAGUAUCCUACAGCGAGAGACACUCAACGCUAAAGAGAUAGUGGUAUUUGAGGCAGCGCUCAGCUGGGCUGAAGCUGAGUGCCAGAGACAGGAGCUUAACUUUUCAACUGACAACAAGCGCAAGGUUUUGGGCAAGGCCAUGUACCUGAUACGUAUCCCUACAAUGGCUUUGGAUGAUUUUGCCAAUGGAGCAGCCCAGUCGGGCGUGUUGACGCUUAAUGAGACUAAUGACAUCUUCCUGUGGUACACAGCAGCCAAGAAACCUGAGUUGCAGUUUGUCAGCCAGCCCAGGAAGGGCCUAGCGCCCCAGCGCUGCCACAGAUUCCAGUCCUGUGCCUAUAGAAGCAACCAGUGGCGCUAUCGGGGCCGCUGUGACAGUAUACAGUUUGCGGUAGAUAAAAGAGUUUUCAUUGCUGGGUUUGGACUGUACGGAUCUAGCUGUGGCUCAGCAGAGUACAGUGCCAAAAUUGAGUUGAAACGUCAAGGAGUACUGCUGGGACAAUAUCUCAGCAAAUACUUCUCCGAUGGUUCCAGCAACACCUUUACGGUGUGGUUUGAGUAUCCAGUCCAGAUCGAGCCAGAUACAUUCUACACUGCCAGUGUGGUUCUGGAUGGAAACGAGCUGAGCUACUUUGGACAGGAAGGCAUGACGGAGGUGCAGUGUGGGAAAGUGACAUUUCAGUUCCAGUGCUCCUCUGACAGCACUAACGGCACAGGGGUGCAGGGGGGACAGAUUCCUGAGCUCAUCUUCUAUGCUUGACAACACCUGUGCACAUUAUUGACUGAUCUUGAAUGAAAAUUAUCACUUUGUGAAUAGUGCCACGUUCUGUUAUUUAUUUUUGUCACUGCUGUACAAAAAAAAAAUCUGAUUUCAGACCUGUGAAAUGGGCUCAUGUAGUUUUGAUUUUUGUAAAUAGACCACUUGAGUAGGACCACGUCUAUUGCAAGAUGUUGGAUGCCAAAAUACGUGGAUGAACAAAAGUUCUAAAAGAUUAGAAAUAUGUUGCACAAGAUGUGCAUGUACAUAUGAACAUAUGUAAAUUCUGAAAUGUAUAUGAUGCCACAAUUGUGGCCAAUGCUGGCCACUAAGAUAUCUUAUAUGAUGAAUAUGCUACAGUAUGUUUAUUAUGUCUAUGCUUGCAUAGAAUGCACAUAUAGAGCAGCAAUACUUCACAUUCUAUUAUCUACGAUGAGCAUUUCCUGUCACGACACACUCUGGACCAUCAGUAUUAUAAUAAAAGUCAAAAAGGUUGUAUAAUACUCAAAGCAACAUUUCAGGCCAUGAUUACGGGCAAAAACACUGUUUGUCCUAUUGUAGUGGGCAAUACCCAUAAGACAUUUGUAUUUGAUUGGUUUCAAUUGAAUCUACAGCUUUUUGAUACUUUGAAUCUAGUAACAGGGCACGUAGAGAGGGCUCGAGGGGUCUUAGAAUAGGGAGCACUAUAUAUAAUGAGACACGUAACCCCUAUGGUAUGUCUCUGUAGCAUGUUGCUCUGCACUACACACAUCUCUGUCACUCCAGUGAGGUAUCAUUUAAAUCAGUGUCAUUAUGUUUACAGUUAGAAUUAACUUAAAGUGGCCACCAUUCAUCACUACAAGGUGUAGCGGAAGAUUUCUUUUGGUUUACUGUUGGAGUCUGUCUGCACUGCAGUACUUACAGCAUGGGCAGAACAGUGCAGUUUCAUCUGACCUGUACCACUUAUUGUUACGGCGCCUUGGUUUUGUUUACAGAAAAAUGAUUAACGAUUGAUUUAAUGUGAGAAGCUGUAUAUCUUUCGGACAUUUACUACUCUUUGCUAAAAACCCUUAGCACUCUGAACUGCUGGGCACUCCCUACCAUUGGAUCAUACAGUCUCAGUAUUUGCAGAAGCAUACUAUUAAUGCUACAGAAUUGCACAGAUGCUGCUUUGUAAUUGAUUGGAUUUGAUUUUCCUAUUAUUUUUGACGAGACAGAAUUUGUUUUUUGAUUUAAUGUGCUACUAAAUAUUUUUUGGUGUGGGUUUAACAUCCACAGGAUUGUCUGCUGAUGACAAUAAAUGGACAAACUGGUGGUCAUGUCCUGUGUUUACGUGCUACAGUGCUGGGAGACCAACGAAUGUGUAUGAUUGUUGAUGAUGCAAAUAAACAAAACAAGUGGUA